Molecule: messenger RNA, 1968 nt
Organism: Setaria italica (foxtail millet)
Lineage: Eukaryota; Viridiplantae; Streptophyta; Magnoliopsida; Poales; Poaceae
Exons: 5
Coding region: 648-1520 (290 amino acids)
Biological process (GO): regulation of transcription by RNA polymerase II
Molecular function (GO): DNA-binding transcription factor activity, RNA polymerase II-specific; RNA polymerase II cis-regulatory region sequence-specific DNA binding; protein dimerization activity
Source: RefSeq, a predicted model, not a curated record
GAGUGCAUUUUAAUCUCAUCCUCUAUAUAUAUUACAAAAUUAAUUAUCCAUUGGAUAUGGGUGUUAUUGGGAAGGGUAUUGGAUAUGGGUGUUAUUGGGAAGGGUAACGAGUGAAUCUAUAUCUAUACCUAAUAUUAGACUAAUAUUAGAGAGAGGAUGUUUCUUUCAACUGUUGCUUUUUCCAACCGUCGUGGACAUUUUGCAAAAAUAACCCCUCAAAUUUUUGGUAAUCAACUCGCAAUCCAAAGCUGAAUAGAUGGGGGCUCCGGUGGAGAAAGGAGGGAAGGGAGGGGGUUAAACCGAAACGGUAAUCCCUUCCUCCGAGCCGCGCCCCGAAUCUGGCGGGAGCGGGUGGUGGCGACGGCGGAAAGCAGGGUGGGGUGGAGUGGGGAAGCCGGGCGGCGGGGAGCGAAGGCGGGCGGCGGGGAGGUGGUGGCAUUGCAGGGGAGCCAGGCGGCGAAGCGGCCUCGCGGCGGCCAGCGGGGAGCGAACCCCAAGUCCCCAAGAUCAAGAUUUGCUCCGAUCCUCUCUUUAUAUCCUCCCCUGAGGCCCCAAUCUGCUAUGCCUCUCCCUCUCAGGAGUGAAGUGACAGCGAGCUUGAGCUCAUUGCGAGGUUGGUAUUGGUUGGCGUUGUUAGGGCGAAAGGAAUGGAGCGGCGGGUGGAGCUUGACAUGCUGCAGCAGGAGAAGAAGGGGACGAAGAGGAAGCGCGAGCGGGUGGAGCUGCGGCGGAUCGAGGACCGGACCAGCCGGCAGGUACGCUUCUCCAAGCGACGGAGUGGGCUGUUCAAGAAGGCCUACAAGCUCUCCGUGCUCUGCGACGCACAAGUCGCACUCGUUGUCUUCUUCCCCGCUGGCCGCCUCCACAAGUUCACCUUCGCUGUCUCCAGGGAUUGCUGGUGCUUUUGCAUAUGCAGACAAUCUUCUAGCUGCUGCACCUGUAGGACUAUUGCGACGGCUUCUUUUGUUCCAGCCUACAAGAGUGAGCAUUCAUUCAUAACGGCAUCGUGGGGGUGGCGGUCGACGGAGAGGCUCAUGAUGGUGGGGCUGGUGGCUUCUCUGCGGGGAGGCCACGGCUCGUUCGUUUCCUCUUCGGGUCCAUCACCAUGGCGAGCUGGAGCCGUGGGUGCGGCCGCGCCGGCUUGGGGGAGGAGAACAAGUGGCCGCCCGAAGAUGAGGGCCGAGGCGCUGCCCAUCCCUACCACGCGCGGGUGCGCUUGCGAGGGAAAAAGUGAAUGUAGAAAGUUCAUGUUUGGUGUGCCAACAUAUAUUGGAUAUCUUGAGGAGAUGUUUAAAGGACAUUUAGUGGAUGGAGCAGCUUCUGUCAUACCAGGUUCAUCAACUCAAGAGAAGGGAGAUGAGAAGGUAGACUUAGGUGAUGAUGAAGGUGAAGAACAAGAGGAAGAGGAGUUCCUGACAAGUCCUCUGAGCAGUGGCAACCGCAAGACAACAAAUAGCACUGCAAGCACAGCCACAAGCCCAAACAAGAAGAGUAAGAGCCCAAUGGUCAAGAUGUUCUAGGGGCUUCUUGUUGAGUUACAAGUUGCUAGGAGUAAGGAAGAAGCAGCAAUACAAGAAAUGGAAAAAUAGAGACAAGAUGAGUUGGAAAAAAAACACUAGUACAGGCAAUUUGAGUUGGAAAGGAGGCAUUAUCUGAGGGAGAUGGAGAAACAGAAGGAGUUGGAAAAUAAGCAGAAGGAAAAGGAUGACAUAAAGAGGUGUCUGUUGUUGGUAAAGCAGGCUGGAGCUGGUCCCACAUCAACUGAAUUUGGCAUAGCAACAAGAUUGUUUCAGCACGAGUACUACAAAGAUGUGUUUGACAUGAUCGAUGAUGAUGAGGAGAAAUUGAUUUGGUUGAGGAAGACAUGGAAUGACAUGGAAUGACUGCUAUGUUUAUCUGAAUUGUGUUGUUUCAUUCGUUAAGAACUAGAAUUAUCUUUUAAUGGCAGAACCUUUUGUUAUGGCUCAA